CUAAUUCGAGCGAGUUUAUGCCGCUGGUGUGGUCGCACUAGCAAGUCCGCUAGGAAAACGCGACAUCGUCAUUUAAAAUGGCGCCAAAGAUUAACCUGAGCCAGUGGAUCGCUGGUGGAUCUGCCACACUGUGCCCCGCUGGCUAGCCGCACAGAUAGCACAACAACAUUCUCGUGCGAGUUGAUAUACUUUGUUCAUGUGCUCACGUUGAUUUCAGUGUCCCCACGCUGGAGCUCUGCCGACACACGACGAUGAAGAGAAGCAGGCACCACAGCAGCAGUGAUGACUCCGACAAUGGAAGUAAUUCAACCUGCUGGUCCCAACAUUCGUCUCAGCCCAGGAGGGGGACGGGGCAGAAACCCUCCGAGGUUUUCAGGACGGACCUGAUCACAGCCAUGAAGGUUCACGACUCGUACCAGCUGAACCCCGAAGACUACUAUGUCCUCGCCGACCCGUGGAGGCAGGAGUGGGAGAAGGGCGUCCAGGUUCCCGUCAGCCCCCAGUCCAUCCCACAGCCCGUCACCAGGGUUUUGGUAGAGAAAGGAAAGGAGGUCAUGUUCAUCCGGCCGAAGAAGCUGAUCCGGACGUCGGGCGCCGAGGCUCUGGGCUACGUGGACAUCCGGACGCUGGCAGAGGGGAUGUGUCGCUACGACCUGAACGAGGAGGACGUGUCCUGGCUGCAGAUCGCCAACGAGGAGUUUGCAGAGAUGGCCAUGCCGCCGUUGGAUGAGAUCACCAUGGAGCGGGUGAUGGAGGAGUUCGAGCGCUGCUGCCACGAGAACAUGACGCACGCCAUGGAGACGGAGGAGGGUCUGGGCAUCGAGUACGACGAGGACGUCGUGUGUGACGUCUGCCAGUCGCCCGACGGCGAGGACAACAACGAGAUGGUGUUCUGCGACAAGUGCAACAUCUGCGUUCACCAGGCGUGUUACGGCAUCCAGAAGGUCCCAAAGGGAAGCUGGCUGUGCCGGAUCUGCGCCCUCGGCAUUCUGCCAAAGUGCCAGUUGUGUCCCAAGAAGGGCGGCGCCAUGAAGCCGACCCGAAGUGGAACCAAGUGGGUCCACGUCAGCUGUGCCUUGUGGAUCCCAGAGGUGAGCAUCGGGAAUCCAGAGAAGAUGGAGCCGAUCACCAACGUGUCCCAAAUUCCCAGCAACAGAUGGGCGCUGAUCUGCUGCAUGUGCAAAGAGAAGACGGGAGCGUGCAUACAGUGCUCAGCGAAAAACUGCCGGACUGCCUUCCACGUGACGUGCGGCCUCCACGCCAGCCUUGAAAUGAACACCAUCCUCACCGAGGACGACGAGGUCAAGUUCAAGUCCUACUGUCCCAAACACUCCGGGCUCGAGGGCGACGAGUGCAGAGACCGAGAUUCGGGAGGAGAGGAGGAGAAGGAGAGGGAGAGCACCAGAGACAAGAAGGGGAAGAGGAGAGGACGGGUGAGAGGGGAGGAGGACGCCGCCGCCUCCUCGUCUUCGUCGCCCUAUGUGGCUCCUCAGAUCACCAACAGAGCGCCAAGCGACGCAGAGCAGCUCACCGCCCAGCAGGAGAAGAGAGUCAACAUGCGUAAACUGAAGCUGGAGGCGAUGGAGGAGGACUUCUACCAGUACGUGGAGGUGGAGGAGGUGGCCAGUCACCUGAAGCUGGCGCCGGAGGUGGUGGACUUCCUGUUCCAGUACUGGAAGCUGAAACGCAAAGCCAACUUCAACCAGCCGCUCCUGACGCCCAAGAAGGAUGAGGAGGACAGCCUGGCACGCCGCGAGCAGGAGGUGCUGCUGCGACGACUGCAGCUCUUCACGCACCUCCGUCAGGACCUGGAGAGGGUGCGUAACCUGACCUACAUGGUGACUCGGAGGGAGAAGAUGAAGCGCUCGCUGUGGAAAGUCCAGGAGCAAAUCUUCCAGCACCAAAUCCGACUGCUCGACCACGAGCUGCUCACAGGUGAUCCCUCAGCGAAGGACUUGGAGAAGCUCUUCUCUCUGGGCUGGUUAUCCUCUCAGGGCUCCCAGUCUCACUCCGGACUGAAAACCAAACGAUCUUCUCUCAAGCAGGAAAAAAGGAAAAACAGCAGCAGCAGUGGCGACAGGAGAAGCCUCUCCGACUCCCCGCACACUCACAGGAAGGACAGUCUGAGCAAACCACUGGAAACGAAGGACAGUAAAGGCUCCCGAAUCAAAGAGUCUGCACCUGCUGAGGCCAUCAGCGACGCCAAAAUCCAAAUCUCUGAGAUCAGCGCAGAGAUUCAGCUCCCAAAGCUUCAGAAGCCAGAGGUCGUUCAGGAGACGAUCACGGUCAAGCUGCACAAACUGGACAGCAGGAAAGCCCUGCGGAGGGAGGCCCCGGGGCCCGAACACGAGGCGCUGGCCAGACGGAAACGAGACGACCACGAACAAGAGGAGAGGAAGAAGAAGAGGAGCAAGGAGGUGGUGGAGAGCUUCAGCAGCAGCCAGGUGAAGAACAAGCUCCCAAAACACCUGGAGAAAACCGUUUCCAUCAGGCUGGUCGACAUCAGGAACUCUGACAGCGACGACUACUUCCUGGACGAGCGAAUAGUGAAAAGGAGCUCCGUCUCUCUGGAUGUGAACAACACUAAACUCCACAGAGCCAGCGUGGUGUCAGACGCCGCCGCUGUCACCAAAACUAACGGCUGGCUGAGGAAACACCACGCCAACGGCUCGCACGCACCCAGCAGACCUGUGCCGGGACAUCUGAAAGGCUGGGGGAAGUUCAGGAUCCCAAAGAGGAGCGAGAGGCCUCUGAUGAAGGAAGAGGAGGAGGAGGAAGAGGAGGAGCACCACAAGCCGCUGCUGAGGCCGCUGACCAACACGCCAGAACCGUCGUACCCCAGGACGAGACUCCGCACGGGGGCGGAGAACGACGGCUACGCCUCCGACUCCAAACCCGGCGAGGGCGACAUGGAGCCCUGCCUGAAACGAUGCCACUCCCACCAGCUGAGGGGCGACUCGUCUCUCGGCCGGCGCUACGGGUCUGACAUCAUCCGCCGAGGCGUGCUCGCCUCCUGACGGCGGAGCAACACUUAAUAAGCUGCACUGUGUUAGUCGGAAAAGAACGACGGUUGCUCUUUGUACCUUUAUUUUUCUGGAUGAAUCGUAAAAGAAAAAAUGCCUAGAUUAAAAACAGAGCUGAUAUUUAUUUUUUAUUUGUAACAUAUGUAAAUCUGGGAAAUAUUUUACUUUUUACUUUAUUUUGAGCUAGUUUUUAUAAUUUCUUUUUUUCCCUUAAAGGAACAGUUCGGUGUUAAAUAAAGAUUCACUCUCUAAUCCAACCUGUCGACGAAAAGUCGGGUGAAGUUUCGUCGUCUGCAAAACUUUUCUGGAUCUUCACAGUGUUGAAAUGUUUCUCCUCGACAACUGAAGAAGCUGAAGGCUACAAAAAUCAUGAAGUGUCUUCAUGCAGCUCUUCUGACAUUAUACAACAGUGAUGUGCGAUUCCACAGAUCUACUGUUUAGUACUUAAGAUUCUCAUUAGUUGUGCCUGAUAUUUAGAAGGUCAGAUGUCACUGAAAAUGUCACUGAAAACUCUCGUUGCCUUCGUUGUGAUUUAAAUGGAGACAAACAUUUAUCUUCACUUUUUAUUCGUACAGUUCAAAGAGCUGGUCUGAAGCCCUGCGACGGCAAAGACUCUGUAAAAACAUUUCUGUACACGUCACGAUAAUGUUAUUGUGAAUACGUUUGGCUUUGAUAAUCAUGUAGUUAAAAAAUAUAUCAUGACAGCCCUGAUACAGAUGACCUGAGAUCCCAGCCAGGGUUUGACGUCUGUGGUGUCGCACGUCCUUAUUGGAUCACUGCAGUCGAGCCGCCUGGAGCCAUUUUAUGUAUUUUUAGUAAUUUUCUUAAGUUUCUUUCAGCUGUUUAGGAGAACGCUGCGAAGCUCCAGAAAUGUUUCGUGAACUGCGAGAUGUUCCUUCGGCGAGCAGAUAAACGUCUGACUUUUCAUUUCUGCGAUCUCUGUUCCUUUUAGAAGAGUAGAAAGAUGUCAAGUUGCCACUUAAACGCUCGCUCAGAUAUUUUACAAGCAGAAGCAUCAACGAGGGAGAAGUUGUGAUCGUUGCUUGGGACCAUAAGCUUGCGAUGUAAUUAGUUGUUUUUUUUCGUUGUUGAUAGUAUUAAAACUCAGUUGCACUUAGUCGCAGAAGCUGACACAGAUACUCUUCAGUCAGUGAAGUAGGACUCUAUAGAUCUUGUUUUUUUUCUUUUUCUUUCAUCGAGCUUCAUCGGCUACAAACAGGAAGUCAAACUGCCCUUUCAUGGCUGUUUAAUCUCCAGCUGUCACCACGUCUUCAGAGUGUUUGAUCGUGAACUUGGGAAGGUUCGGAAUGACUCGUUUCACUCGUCAUCAGCAAUUAAGUGUAAUUGAACCGCGAUCGUAUCCAUCAUGUGCCUAACUUUAAUUUGCACUACGAGAGGACGGCACAGGUGUGAGGUAUGAGUAGAUUAUUUUUACACUGAAAACUGAGAAUAAAGCGUUUUGUACCCUCGGCCGCUGCUGUACUACUGUUAUGCAAAAUGAAACCUGUUUUGUCUUCGUCUCAAAGAGGAAUAAAAACUCUGGAGGACUUAAAA
Molecule: messenger RNA, 4577 nt
Organism: Acanthopagrus latus (yellowfin seabream)
Lineage: Eukaryota; Metazoa; Chordata; Actinopteri; Spariformes; Sparidae
Gene: jade1
Product: jade family PHD finger 1
Exons: 11
Coding region: 252-3017 (921 amino acids)
Biological process (GO): regulation of transcription by RNA polymerase II
Cellular component (GO): histone acetyltransferase complex
Source: RefSeq, a predicted model, not a curated record